Calliphora vicina (urban bluebottle blowfly) is the source of this 2149-nucleotide messenger RNA. RefSeq names its product Myd88 (gene Myd88). Gene Ontology annotation, biological process: innate immune response; toll-like receptor 4 signaling pathway; positive regulation of canonical NF-kappaB signal transduction. Gene Ontology annotation, cellular component: plasma membrane. The coding region runs from base 533 to 1948 and encodes 471 amino acids. The record is from RefSeq and is a predicted model, not a curated record. The transcript has 6 exons. Gene Ontology annotation, molecular function: Toll-like receptor binding; TIR domain binding. NCBI's taxonomy places the organism in Eukaryota, Metazoa, Arthropoda, Insecta, Diptera, Calliphoridae.
UUAUGUUAAUUUUUUAAAGCAAUAAGGACAAAUUAAAAUAAUGUGAAACCAAUGUUAAGUAAAAUUCGUAAAAAAUCCCGGUAAUAAUAGAAGAUAGAAAGCAACGAUCGCACCUCAUUUAUUUGUUUUUGAUAUCAAUUUUGGGAUAAUUUAGUGCUUGUUCCGAAACGUUAUAGUGAUUAUUUUUUUGUACAUAUUGCUUUAAUUAAAACUAAAACAGUUGUUAUCUUAGCAAUUAAUAGUAUUUGCUUAGAAAUGAUUAAUACAAUACAAAGCUACAAAAAAAGUGAAACCACAACUACACAUAAAGUUAAAAAAUAAAUUAAACUAGGUACCUAUUAAUAAUUAUAAAAAUAACAUUUAUGGAAAAAGUAUUGCCUCAACGUGUUUUAUUCAAACUGCGACAUUUAUCCGAACAAAACAAAUAUCAUUAAUUCUAAAAAAUAAACAUAAACAAUAGAACAACAGCAACAACUGAGUACCAGCAAUAACAUUGAAGUAUUGAACCACAGACGACACAUUUGAAGAUAAAAUGGUUCAAAAUCUUGCAUUAUCAAUAACAAACAUGAAUCACAGCAACAUGAGCAUAAAUAGCAGCAUAGGCUCAAUUGAUUCUCCAACUGCAGCUGUAGAAAGUGAUGUAAUUACAUUUCAGGAAAUUCCUUUGACUGCGCUCAGUAAAAAAUCAUUACGAAAGCUCUCUCAUUUAUUAAAUUCAAGAAAGGUCUUACGUUCAGAAGAGGGUUAUGAACGAGACUGGCGAGGGUUGGCGUCAUUGGCUAGACAAAAGUUUUUAUGCGAUGAAAAUACGAUAAGUGGAGAUGAUCCUAUGACAAAAGUAAUUCAACUAUGGUGCACUAACAACCCAAAAACAGCAACAUUUGCCUACUUGGAGCAAUUUCUUGGCAUUAUAGAUAGAUGGGAUGUUUCUGAUGAUAUAUAUGAAAAUUUAGUGGAAGAUACUAAAACAUAUCAAGCAAAGCUACAACAGUGUUUAGAUUUAAAUUCUGAUGAUAAUGUUGAUAUGAAUACAGAAAAAACUUAUGGCGAUUUUGGGCAUGGUUCUGAUUCAAAUAUUUUAACAACGUCUGACGUGAUACGUGCGCAGAAGGGAUUGCCGCCUCAAAUGUAUGAUGCUUUUGUACUUUAUGCUGAUGCAGAUUUAAAUUACGCUUCUGAAAUGCUAACAAAGUUAGAAGACAAUCCGGAGUAUAAUUUUAAGCUUUGCAUGAAGGAUCGUGAUUUAUUAGGCGGAGUUCAAUUUGAGCAUGUUGCACUAACUCAAUUGAUCGAAGAACGAUGCAAACAUUUGAUUGUUAUAUUAACAGAAGAAUUCCUAAAGAGUCCAGAAAAUAAGUUUUUAGUAAACUAUACGCAAGCCCUGCAAAUUCAACAUAAAACACGCAAAAUUGUACCAUUACUAUAUGAAGAAAGUGUUGAUAUUCCAAGAACUUUAAAAAUAUACACACUUUUGCGUUACAACUCGGGUACCUCGAGUUUAUUUAAUUUUUGGUCCAAGUUAGCAAAUUCCAUACAAAACGUUACUAUCACUACUGCUGAUAUUACAACAUUAUCAACGCCAUUUUAUAAAAAUGACACUAACAGGAAUUCAAAUACAAACAGACAGACAUCGAACACGUCAGAGUGCCAGUUAAUAAAUUUGCCAAGCCCACCUACCGAAAUUCCAAGCAUAAGCGUUAUACCCCCUGACGAUAAUGAAAAACCUUUGAAAGAAGAAAGAUCUAAACUUAAGCAUUUCACAAUGCGAGCUCACAGAAACAAUGUUCCACGUAAUGAUGGUGUCGUAUUACGUAAUGCCCACUCUACUGGACAAUUGCAUUCAUCAACGACUUCAAUAUGCAGUGAAACCAAAAAGAAGAAAAAAUGGUCCAGUAAAAUCCUGAAAAAGGUUUUUAGUCGUAGCAGUUCUAAGCUCCAAGAAGCCUAAAACUUGAUUUUAUAUAUAUUUUUUUAAUUUAACUAAAUCUUAUGUUUACGAUUUACUAAAGUUUUAAGAAGUUAUUUGUUUUAUUUUGUUGGUGGUUAUAUUUUCCCAAAUCUUAUUUUAUUAUAUCUAUCUAUCUAUCUUUAUUAAUUUGAAUGUUAAUUAUUGAAUAAACAUAUUUUCUAUUUGUUAUACUUAAUAAAA